GGUCUGGGAAUGGUUCUGUCAGGAAAUGAGCCAAACUCAAUUUGGGCCCUAAAAUUUAGCUCUGUUCAGCCCUGGAUCGGGCUGGGCGGGCCCUACUUCGAGCAAGGCCGUGCGGGUUCUGACUUCUGAGUCGACUUGAGCCAGGUUUGAAACUGAUACUCUUGUAGAAGUGAAGCCUCUCUCGAACCCUAAAUAGAACCAGUCAACCAGAUUCUUCCCUCUGCAGUGAGGAUUUCUUAUCUGGGGUUAAUGGACCAGGUAAUCAAUCUUGGUCCUGUAGUUUCUCAUUCAUUUGUUUCUCGUUUACCUUUGAGUUGAAAUGUGGCAAGUAUGGCAGUAUGAGAAAGUUGAGAAAAUUGGAGAAGGGACUUAUGGGGUGGUUUAUAAGGCUCGUGACCGUUUGACAAAUGAGACUAUAGCUCUUAAAAAGAUCCGUUUAGAACAGGAAGAUGAAGGAGUUCCAAGCACUGCAAUAAGAGAAAUCUCCCUCUUGAAAGAGAUGCAACAUGGAAACAUAGUCAGGUUGCAGGAUGUAGUGCACAGUGAGAAACGCUUAUAUCUUGUUUUUGAGUAUCUUGACUUGGACUUGAAGAAGCACAUGGAUUCUUGUCCAGAUCUUGCCAAGGAUCCACGUUUAAUAAAAAUGUUUCUGUAUCAGAUUCUUCGUGGAAUUGCUUAUUGUCAUUCCCAUAGAGUAUUACAUCGAGAUUUAAAACCUCAGAAUUUGCUUAUAGAUCGCCGUACCAAUGCUUUGAAGCUUGCAGACUUUGGAUUAGCCAGGGCAUUUGGUAUUCCUGUGAGGACAUUUACUCAUGAGGUUGUAACACUGUGGUAUAGGGCACCAGAGAUCCUCCUUGGGUCUCGCCAUUACUCUACUCCUGUUGAUGUGUGGUCAGUUGGUUGUAUAUUUGCUGAGAUGGUGAACCAGCGGCCAUUAUUCCCCGGAGACUCUGAGAUUGAUGAACUAUUCAAGAUUUUCAGAUUUUUGGGUACCCCAAAUGAAGAAACUUGGGCUGGGGUUACCUCGUUACCAGACUUCAAGUCUGCCUUUCCCAAGUGGCCUCCUAAGGAUAUUGCAACCUUGGUCCCAAAUCUUCAACCAGCUGGAGUUGACCUUCUUUCUAAAAUGCUCUGCUUGGACCCACGUAAAAGAAUUACUGCACGGAAUGCACUCGAGCAUGAGUACUUCAGGGAUCUUGGAUUUGUACCCUGACCCUUGAUCUCUCUAUAAAUUGUCCUUGUACUUCAGCGACUCUUGGGGUUUGAUUGUAUGUUAGAACUUGUGCUUCCUUCGAUGUAUCAUUUACCAGUUUCUGGUUCAUGUCACAUAAAACUAUUGCUUGGCCAUUCAUGGAUUUGUAGCCUCUAUUGCGGCUUUCAUGUCUUAAAGAAACAUUGUGUGGAUGGUGUUCACAUGAUAUAUGCUUGUA
Molecule: messenger RNA, 1430 nt
Organism: Nelumbo nucifera (sacred lotus)
Lineage: Eukaryota; Viridiplantae; Streptophyta; Magnoliopsida; Proteales; Nelumbonaceae
Product: cell division control protein 2 homolog
Biological process (GO): regulation of G2/M transition of mitotic cell cycle; signal transduction; regulation of gene expression
Cellular component (GO): cytoplasm; cyclin-dependent protein kinase holoenzyme complex; nucleus
Molecular function (GO): cyclin-dependent protein serine/threonine kinase activity; cyclin binding; ATP binding
Source: RefSeq, a predicted model, not a curated record